GUCGUUUUGGUGCUGGCGGUUUAGCUGGCAACCACAGACCCACACGCACACGAGCAGACGCACACGCACACGCACACGAGCACACGCACACGGAUAAGCACUCAGGUACACACAGAGGAUGGCCCCACCUCAGCGACAGCAACAGCGACAGCAGCGACAGCAACAGCGACAGCAGCGACAGCAGCGACAGCAGAGGGAUUCGAGUGGCUCCUCUGACCUAAGGAAACGCUCCACCAACGGCUCCAGCCAUAAUGGCAACGGCAACGGCAGCAGUGCGGCGCGUGUUGUCCGUCGAACCUCCCAGCCACAGCACGCCAAGAAGGAGCAAGGCAGCAGCACGCUUGACAGUGAUGCAAGUGAUGCAAGUGAUGCGAGCGAUGCGCCCAGGCGCAAGGGCUCCGGCUCUCGAUCUGCGCAGGAGCUGAAGAAGAUCAUGGAGCAGCUGCUGUCACGCAGAGCAUCCACACACGUGCCACCCCACGCAGGCAUCCCAAACACCACCACCACUGCCAUCGACAGCACCAUGCGCAGCACGGGCGCCACCCGGCACGGCUCUGCGCCGUCGCUCUCCUCGCCCGAGGCCCACAGCCACUCACCAACGUCAACCAGCCCGCUUGGCGUGCUCUCGCCGGCGUCACGCCGCCGGCUCUCCCAUCUGCUCAAUCAUCCGCAGGUGCAGCACUUCCACCGCCACCACUCGCGCCACCACCCGGGGCCACAGGUCCACAGCCCCAGCAUGGUCCGCCGCGCCUCCAGCCCACACCAGCGGCCAGCGGCUGCUGCUGCUGCCACGCGGCUCAGCGCGGACCUCAACACCAUCACGCGCGACGCAGAUGCCACACGCCGCGGCAGUGCUGGCAGGGGGUCCGGUCCACAACAACAACAGCAACAACGGCAACAGCAGCACAGCUCGAGGCAGGUCGCCAAUGCACCUCACGCGCAGGCUGACGCUGCAACUGCAACACACGACCACCAUCUCCGCCGCCCAUACAAGCAGCAUCCUGGCACGCGCCACCAUCCGCGCAGCCACCAUCACCACCACCAUCUCCACCAGCCGCUGCUACGAGCCCGCCGCACGCUGCCGCCGCCACUCAACAAGCUCGCUGCAGGGCACAUGACCACGCAAGCGCAGCGGCAGCACAUGCACUCGCACGCCAAUGUGGCGACGCAGGUGCUACGGCAGAGCAGGGCGAGGAGCCAGCUGCGGCGACAAAGCCUGAGCGCAGGGCACGUGGACGCUGUACGAGGGACAUCGCUUCGACAACAGCAUGGUGAUGACGGCGAUGAUGAUGAUGAUGAUGAUGAUGAUGAUGAUGAUGGUGGUGGUAGUGUUGGUGGUGUUGGUGAUGGUGGUGGUGUUGACGGUGGCGGUGAUGAUGAUGGUGAUGGCGAUGGUGGUGGUGAAGUGGUGAUGGGGCCAGCGGGUCGUGGCGUGCGGUAUGGCGGAGCAGGACGCAGCGUGAGUGCCAGGGCCGCACGGGGUGUUGGUGGCAUAAGUGCAGGGGCAACAGGUACGACAACCACGAGCAGGCUGGUUGCUGCGGCGCUGGAUGCGGAAUACAGGGUGACGAGCGUGCAGGGCAAAGGAUCAAGCCUCUCCCUGCGAUCAACCCUCCUCAAGAACGCAGGCGCUGAGGGUGUUUCUGGUGGCGUUGACAGUCGUGUUGAUGAUGGUGUUGGCGGCAGCAGUGAUGAUGUUGGCAACCAGAAGUACCAACACCAACAACAACAGCAACAACAACAACCACAGCAACAACAGCAGCGACAGCGAGUUGGUGGCGGUGUUAAGAGGCGUUCCACGACAGAUGACACGACGAUUGAGUUUGCACCAGCAACUGACCCCGCCCUCUUUACAGGCAACGUUCACAGAUUCUGUCCCCAUCCUGCCAGCGCUGGGUUAUCAUCAUCGUCAACAUCAUCGUCAUCGUCGUCACCGCCACCCGGGAAUCUCAUAUUCGACGCCGCAUUUGAAAGCGGCAACCUUGGUCGCGUUGACUGCCUCUCCCCUGCAGAGUACAAUCUCCACAUCCGCCCAGACCUCGCCAGCCCGCGUCACCGCCUGUGGUUCUACUUCCGCGUGUGGAAUGCGGCGCCGGCGCAGCACGUGAUGUUCAGCAUCAUCAACUUCUCAAAGUCCCGCAGUCUCUUUGGCGAGGGCAUGGCUCCUGUUGUCCGCUCAAAGAAACGGCCGGCGUGGCGCCGCAUGGACCCUGCGGAUGUGUUCCAGUACAAACCGGACGCGGCGGCGAAGAAGGGCGGGGCGGUCGUCUCGUUUGCUUUCCACUUUGACGAUCCGCAGGAUGUGUAUGAGUUUGCAUACAGCUUCCCAUACACAUACACGCACUCGCAGCGCAAGAUUGCGCAAUGGAAAUUGCGUCAUCGCUCUUUCCUUCAGCUCCGCUCCAUCGGAUCAUCCGUCCAGGGCCGAAACUUGGACAUGCUCACCAUCACCGCACCCAAGAACUUCAUCAAAAUGAAGAAAGGAGAGCGGUUUCCGACCAUCUUCAUCACCGCACGCGUCCACCCGGGCGAGACACCAGCCUCGUUCGUCUGCCAAGGCGUGGUGCAAUAUUUGCUGAGUCAGCAUGUGGAUGCGAUUGCGCUGCGGAGUCGCGUCGUCGUUCACGUCAUCCCAAUGCUCAAUCCUGACGGUGUGUUUCACGGCACAUAUCGAGGAAACACCCUCGGAUUUGAUUUAAACAGGUGCUGGGACAAAGCGGUACCGAGCAAGCACCCAACCAUCUCCGCCAUCCGCACUCUCCUCACACAGCACAUGAAAGCGGCGACGCGCGUGCUGGCGUUUGUUGAUCUUCACGGCCACUCCACCGCUCUUUCCUCAUUCAUCUACGGAAACGAAUACGCAGACUCAACGCGCAUGCAGGCGCAGUGGAGCCUACCCCGUGUGCUGGCGAACGUGUCAGACAUGUUUUCGCUUGCGCGCACAAAGUUCAACAGCGACGCACGCAAAGCGGGGACGGGCCGGCGCUGGAUCGGCUCUUUGCUCGGUUGCAACUACGGCGGUAUGUGA
This is a messenger RNA of Salpingoeca rosetta, 3028 nucleotides long. RefSeq lists its product as uncharacterized. Bases 119 to 3028 code for a protein of 969 amino acids. The transcript is spliced from 14 exons. The record is from RefSeq and is a predicted model, not a curated record. Gene Ontology annotation, molecular function: metallocarboxypeptidase activity; zinc ion binding. Gene Ontology annotation, biological process: proteolysis. NCBI's taxonomy places the organism in Eukaryota, Choanoflagellata, Craspedida, Salpingoecidae.